UUCCGCUCACGGCCGAUGACGUCACUACGCAAUCUUGUGACGAUCACUUGCGAUAGCGAAGUUCACGCAGCCGCCAGAAGACGCGUAACCACUAAAGUAACAUUUUAAACGGCUUUAGUGCGCUUCUCCUCGCGUCCACACUUCACCUCAGACGCUGCAGCUGGACUUUGUGUUGUGGGACCAAUCUUCCCCGCUGCUCUGAAUAACUUCCGUCUGGACAUGCAGCUCGUGAUCCGCCGAUACCGUUCCUCUGACAAAGAGGAGGUUCUCACCCUCUUCAAGACUGGCAUCCUCGAGCACAUUGGUCCGUGUUUUUACAACGCUGUGAGCAGCCCUCUCUACAUCGGCAUCACCCUGACUCUGUGUGUUGCCGGUUAUCUUCUUGCCUCUGUGUUUGGGGCAGUGGCUUUACCAGCAGUUUGGCUCAGCCUUAUUUACUACUGCUGCUAUGAGUUGUUUGCCUGCUAUGUCAGAAAGAGACUCCAGACAGACAUGCAGGACAUUCCUAUGCACUUCCUGAGCAGACCAGAUGACUGCUUUUGGGUGGCUGAGGCUGAGGUCAAUGGAAAAGCACAAAUCCUGGGUACAGUGGCUGUAGUGGCAAAACAAAGUGGAAAAGAAAAGUAUGGAGAACUCUUCAGAAUGAUUAUUUCCCCGCUGUGUAGACGAAUGGGCCUGGGCGUCAGGUUGACUCAGACGGCACUUGACUUUUGCAAGGAACAAAACUGCUCGAAGGUGGUGCUCGCCACCAGCUCCACCCAGGUGGCUGCUGUGGCCUUGUACAAAAAAAUGGGGUUCACCCACAUCUUUUCACACACAGACGCAGAGUGUCCUUUUUGGGUCCUAAAGCUGGCCAGGGUCACAAUUUUAACCAUGGAAAGACACGUGUAGCCCUGAAAUAAGCCACUCAGAUUGUAUUCUAUUUGUUGUACUAAAAUCUAUUUUUACAUUGAUAGUAAUGAUAAUACUAAUUGUCACAGGCACUUUGUGACACGUGACAAUUUGGUGCUCCUGUAAUUUACUUGACUAUGAUUCAGUGAUCGUUGAUUGUUGUGUCCUCUUGUUUUAGUUAACGUGAAUGUUGUUGUUGUUGUUUAAAAAAAUUACCUCACUUAACUUUUGUUUCAGGGGAGUGUGGGAGCACUGCUGAACAGUGGACAGCAGUCACCUCAGCCUUGUUGCUAUACUGUCAUAAUCUACAACACAAAUCUACACAAAUCUAUCUACGACAAAUCUAGGUCUAGUGUUACCGUCCUGUGAAAAAACAAGUCUAACAAGUAAAGUUACAGGCUUCUAUUUGGGUCAAUGAGAGUGCAUGUCAUUACUGGUGCUGUGUCCAAACCCCACAUCCCUGUAGAAAACCUAUGCAUCAUGUUUAACAUUAGUUUUAGCGUACUACAAAUAUGCGCUAACUAUGUUGAGUUCUGUAUAUUUAAGAAUUUCCAAAGUGUUACACUAUCUACAAAAGAAACAGUUUGCAGUAAAUCAAUGUUUCCACAUAAUAAUUUUGUAGAUGGUAUAUUGUCUGCACUUUUGUGUUUUUGUUGGUUUGCAAAGUACUUCUGACACUGCUUCGAUGGACAUCCACUCUACUUCCUAAGUUGAGUUCAACAACAAUUUCUAGCAACAUCCAAUAAAUCUCCAGUUGCUAUACUUCA
Messenger RNA from Betta splendens (Siamese fighting fish), 1658 nucleotides. It is a transcript of the gene nat8l2, whose product is annotated as N-acetyltransferase 8-like 2. Lineage: Eukaryota; Metazoa; Chordata; Actinopteri; Anabantiformes; Osphronemidae. The transcript has 2 exons. Gene Ontology annotation, molecular function: N-acetyltransferase activity. The coding region runs from base 220 to 891 and encodes 223 amino acids. The record is from RefSeq and is a predicted model, not a curated record.